AUGUUGCCCUCGCGGAAUCCGGCGUUUCCCUCGUCUUCUCUGUUUCCGUCUUCGGUCCGUAGUCAUCCGUAUCAGAGCGUCUCUGCUGGCUCAGCGGCGCAACACGUCCUUCCGCAUGCGCCUCGCCGCGGAACAACGGCAGCCUCGUUUCCUUCCUUUUCUCACGCGUCGCCGCCUCCUCCCCCCAUCAACUCUGCGGGGUUCUUCCACUCUGCCCACGCCUCUGCGCAGUUUGCAGCCUUCCCUUCUUCUCCUUCUUCCUUGCAAGCAUCUGGCCUGCGUCUCCAGAUCCAAAACGUCGACUUGCAAGUCUCGUCUCUCCCUCGCGAAAAGCAUGCAAACCUUUUCUGUCCCAUCUGCUCACGGCCCUGCGUCGAGCGAUACCGAACUGUCCCCUGCUACCAUGUAGCAUGUGGCGCGUGUGCAGAAGAACUCCAAGAAGCAGGCAGAUGCUCGAUGUGCGGCGCGGGCGUGACCAGCCUGGAGGUUCUCCACCCUUUGGAUGAGCUGUAUAUUUGCCGAGAAACGGGCGACUGCUUCGCAGCGUUUCUGAACCCCAACUCGCUCGCGUACCACGUGCAGACGGUGCACCAACUGCCUGCGCUCCAGCCUCUCGUCGACGCCGUGGCAGCUUCUCGGGAUUCCGGAGACACGAAGGCCCUCAAGCAGUUUCUUCAUCAGCUGCGAGAAGACGAAAGAAAGCAGUCUGCCUCUUCCAGUCAGAUGCGUCUUUCCUUCCCUGCUUCGCCUGUGGCUGCUACCGCCGCCGUGUCUUCGCUUCCAGCUGCGCCUCCUGGAAGGCCUGUCCCCGGUGCGGGUGAACCAGCUGGGUCGGCGGCCAGUGCUGCCUCGGUUCCCGCGCCCUCCUCGUUGCCGUCUUCUGCCUUUUCCAGUGUACGUACACCCGGUCUCCAGGCGCCCUCGGUGGAGUCGCAACAGAACAAGGCGGAUCAAGGAGUUGUCCCUGCGGGCCUCCAGGACGCUUCGCUCGCGAGAACGACAGAAGACACACGCGAAGGGCGAGACGGCGGGGCUGCCUCAGGUGUAGGUACACCAGGGGGCGGCGGAGGACAAGGCAGAGAAGACGGCAGAGCCCCUCCGCAGCCGAUAAGAACUCCAGCGCCGAUGACAGCGUCUCCGGUGGCGAUGGAGGAAGAAGACGAAGAUCUCGAGGGUGUUCUCUAA
This is a messenger RNA of Neospora caninum, 1185 nucleotides long. RefSeq lists its product as hypothetical. The transcript is spliced from 3 exons. NCBI's taxonomy places the organism in Eukaryota, Apicomplexa, Conoidasida, Eucoccidiorida, Sarcocystidae. The record is from RefSeq and is a predicted model, not a curated record. Bases 1 to 1185 code for a protein of 394 amino acids.